UAAAAAACCAUAAAGCCCUGAGGGAAUGACAGUGGAAUCACGUUCUAAAUAUAUAAAUACGAUAUAUAGAUCAGGGAACCUACGAAAGAACUCAUUGAUUUUCCCAAUCUAAAAAGCAAACGCCCAAUGCGAAACUACAGCCCAAGAAGCUGCCCCAGUGAAUGAGUCUGGUCUGGGUAAUUUUAUGCAUUUCCAUUCCGACCCGAGGGAAUAUAAAAGCUCACUGGCAGGUGGGAAAUCUAAACAGAACGCUACAGAAAAUGCAAUCGAUUAUUAUAGUUUAUUUCAUUUUGAUCAGCAUCUUACUUUGGUUGAAGUUAAGUGGGAGUCUUGAGAGUAUCAGUGGCCUGGAAACGACUACAAGUACAGCUAGGGUACCAUCACAGGAUACUCCAUCAGAGAUCAACCACCCCAAAUCACCAGCCACAAGAGUCUCAAAGCUAUUGACUGUCCUGAAAGGAUCUCCAGCUAGGGAUAACCUCAUUCCACCAACUACUACACCCGCCUUCAACGCCGAGGAUACAACCUUCGACUGCUAUUCCCUUUACGGAGAUGAUUGUUUCCUUGUGCCAGACUUUAUCGGACCAAGACUCAGUGCAAAGCUGUUGAAAAUUCUCUCGUAGCCUUCCAGAUUCCCCAAUAUGUUCCAUCAUUUGAAUGUUAUUUCCCCAAAUAUACUCAGAAUUAUUCAACAAACGUCAA
Messenger RNA from Drosophila pseudoobscura, 702 nucleotides. RefSeq lists its product as uncharacterized. NCBI's taxonomy places the organism in Eukaryota, Metazoa, Arthropoda, Insecta, Diptera, Drosophilidae. The record is from RefSeq and is a predicted model, not a curated record. Bases 162 to 623 code for a protein of 153 amino acids. The transcript has 2 exons.